Molecule: messenger RNA, 1274 nt
Organism: Carassius carassius (crucian carp)
Lineage: Eukaryota; Metazoa; Chordata; Actinopteri; Cypriniformes; Cyprinidae
Product: serine/threonine-protein kinase pim-2-like
Exons: 2
Coding region: 99-710 (203 amino acids)
Biological process (GO): negative regulation of apoptotic process; protein autophosphorylation; regulation of mitotic cell cycle
Cellular component (GO): cytoplasm
Molecular function (GO): ATP binding; protein serine/threonine kinase activity
Source: RefSeq, a predicted model, not a curated record
GCAUUUUCAAUUGUGAUCUCAGACUUUUAGACUCUGCUGGAUCUCAAUGUCAAUAUUACACACAGAAGUGAAAGGUCAAGCUAACCUUUUGUCAAAAUAUGUUUUUCCAGCCUGGAUCUACAGAACCACUGCUGUCAGAAGUGGUUAUGAAUGUGAUGGUGUGCGCACCUCCGAAAAGCCCCUACGUUGUACAAAUGAUCGAGUGGUUUGAUCAGCCACAUCAGUUCGUCAUAGUAAUGGAAUAUCCACAUCCAUGUCAGACCUUGCUGAAAUUUACCAUGUGCCAUGGAAGUUGUCUGGAUGAAUCUGUGGCACGUGGUUUAAUGCGGCAAGCGGUGCUUGCAGCCAAACACUGCAUUGAACGGGGCAUCUUACACAAUGACAUCAAGACGGACAACAUGCUGGUCAACACAGAGACACUGCAGCUCAAACUGAUAGACUUCAGCUGUAGCAAACGUAUUAACAUGUCUUGCUCUGAAGAUCAUCAACAGGCGGUUGCAUCAACAGUCUGGUCUUUGGCUAUGGUACUUUUGGAGAUAGUAAGCGGAGACCAGCCCAUAAGUGUUUUUAUCCCCAAAGCACGUCAUCCUUUGAUACCAAAUUUUUCCAGUGGUGAGACAACAGCACUCAACAAUAAUACAAACAUACAUUUUUGGCACAAUAUCAGAGUGUUCAACUUCCCAGCUACUAAAAAUAAAAGGGAAAACUGAUAGACAGAAUACAUAAAAUUUGCUAUUUAAAGUACAGUAAGUGUAACACACAGGAGAUUGUCCCUGCUUAAAAUUGAAUACAGUACGAAAUACUAUGUUUUUCAGAAGCUUUUCAUACUUGACUACAUGCCUGUGCUAUGCUGUCAUAAAGAGCAUACAUGACUAACCAGCCUUUUCCUCUUUGAAAACUUGUACAGAGUUUCAAGAUCUGAUAGAGCAGUGUCUGGUCAGGCAUCAAACCAAGACAUUAGAGCAGAUUUUAGAACAUCAGUGGUUUAAGCAGGACUGAGGGAAGACAGAGGAUCAGGAGGCAGGUUGUGUAACAGCUUGAGGGAAGGCAGAUACUAACCAACUCUUCAGUAAAAAAAAACCCAGAUCAUUCAUCUGUAGAGAAUAGCUAGCAGACAGCACUUUACUGAAGACCGGACUUUCACCUUUCACCAGUGGCAUUGAAUAUUACACCUAAUAUUUAGAUGACAUUUUGCCAAGACAAAUUUGUCAAGAUUCUAGUAUUUGGUUUUUCUCAAAAAUCCUAGAUAAUUGUGCACUUUGGAGAAAAACUAA